Molecule: messenger RNA, 2004 nt
Organism: Sungouiella intermedia
Lineage: Eukaryota; Fungi; Ascomycota; Pichiomycetes; Serinales; Metschnikowiaceae
Source: the annotation of a GenBank genome assembly
AUGAGACGCUUUCAUCACAGUCCAAGAUUACGUUGCUUACGGGUCUAUAGCACUUACACAUCUGGACCCCACGGUGUGGAAGGUAGACUUCCAUAUGAUUUCAAGAGCACCUCGCCGGUGAAUAACGCACUUGCUAUCACUGAUCCUUACAUGCUUUAUCAAAGCUAUAUCUCCCUGGGAUUAUUAGAGAAGGAUGCCGACCAGUUGCGUAUCAUGAAAGAAUUUCAGAAGCUUUAUCAUCGUGUCAUGGACUAUAACCCUCCGCAAGAUAUGGCGAUCAAGGCUUCCCUUUUGCUAAGAAAACUCGAGAUUAGAGAGGCUGAAGAGCGACAGAAUGUCACAUCACUACGCCACCAGCCCCUCUAUAAGCUUCGCCUGUGGUUUAGAAAGGAUAUUAACAAGCAGAAGCGAGAACUCGUACGAUUCAUGUCUGAUGAAGAGGAGCUUCAUAAUAUUGCGUCUCCACAGGGUCUCUUGGUCAAUGGGGAGGUUGGAUCAGGAAAAUCUAUGCUCAUGGAUAUAUUUGCCAACUGCUUGCCCCAUCAAUCAAAGAUGAGAUGGCAUUACAAUAACUUUAUUCUCUGGGUAUAUGGAGAGAUCCAUCGCAUUCAGAAGGAGAGAAUGCUUACAGCUUCGAUCAAUGGUAAGCAUAAAAUGACCAUGGAGAAUGAAUUCAUUUUGUUUGAAAUCGCUCAGAAAAUGAUUGCCAAUAGCACGAUAUUCAUGCUAGACGAAUUCAUGCUUCCUGAUGUGGCAUCGGCUCAGAUCGUCAGAAUCUUAUUUACGUAUUAUUUCAAGCUCGGAGGGGUUUUGGUGGCCACAUCAAAUAAGCUUCCUGAGGAAUUGUACUCAUCCGAGUUCAAUAAGUCUCGCUUCAAAUCAUUCGUUGGUAUUCUCAACUCUAGGUGUGCAACAGUUGACAUCAAGUCUGAAACUGACUAUAGAUUGAAACUAGCUCAAUCAUCUACAAAAGCCAAGAACUCGGUUGUUAUAGAAGGAAAUAACAACCAUGAAGCAGAAUGGAACUAUUUGAUAAAAUCGAAUGCCUUGGGCAUAGAGCCCAACUCAGAGAUCAUGGACCCAAAGGUGAAUAUCGAUUGCUUACCCUCCCAAGCAGCUUCGAUCACAGUUUACAAUCGAUCAUCAAUGAUUCCAAAAACUUUCAAAAAUAACGCUGUUUGCUUGUUAUCAUUUGACUAUAUUUGUCGAGAAAGGUUUAGCUCAUCGGAUUACAUCACUCUUGCAUCUGUUUACAAGACUGUUAUAAUAGAUGAUAUUCCUGUAAUGACUACGAAAAUGAGAAACGAGGCGCGUAGAUUCAUCACUCUUUUGGAUGCACUUUACGAGGCAAAAUGUCAACUUUUUAUCCGAACAGAGGUAGAAGUUGAAAAUUUGUUUUUCCCUGAAGAGGCAAAAGAUGUCGAAAUCGAAUCUAAGGAGGUUCAGGAAGAGGAAAUGUAUGCAAGGACUACUUUGGAUACUUUAAAUCCCUACAGACCCAAUGUCACUUCUUAUGAUCGUGACUAUGCCAAGGAGUUCAAGUACAGUUCGAAGAAAGUCGAUUUUAGUAAUGCACUGGCAUUUACAGGAGAAGAUGAAAAGUUUGCUUACAAGAGAGCUGUGUCUAGAAUUAAGGAAAUGGUUGGAUCGGAUAACUGGAGAAGCAUUGAUCGCUGGGUUCCCAUUGAUAUCACUAUGCGGCCCUGGGAAGAUGAAAAAGCAGAACUACUGGAAGAGAGAUUAUAUGGGUAUAGUCUGACUCCAGUUGGGUCAGAGGAAAAGGUUCUGGUUCAUGACGUGAAGGAGGCUCUUAAUGACUCUCUUCCUAAAGAUGUCAGUGUGCAAUACAAUAUGCCAUUCCGUGAGUUCAAUCAUAAGGUUGCACCAUCCAUUUCGAGGCCAGAACAUUUCUGGGCAAAGGGGAACUGGGAAGAUGGAAAGCUGAAGAAAAUUAAAGAUAGACUCGCACGAAAUGAACAUAAAUACAAAGCGACUACAGUAUGA